Molecule: messenger RNA, 489 nt
Organism: Mesorhabditis belari
Lineage: Eukaryota; Metazoa; Nematoda; Chromadorea; Rhabditida; Rhabditidae
Source: the annotation of a GenBank genome assembly
AUGCUUUCCUCAAUCACUCUAAUCGGCGCUUGUGACAAUUUGUUAGCGGUGAUGAGGUCACUCAAAAAGCGGUUUACUUUUGAAGUUCACUCAUUGUUGCAAUACGAUUGGUGUCUUGAGCAAUUUUCCAUGAAUAGCUGGGAUUUUUGUGGGAAAAAUUUGAAUUCUGGGCUUUUAUUUGAUGUUCUUUCGCCGAUUUGUCUUUACGAGCAACUCGAUUUCUUCUAUUGGCUUAUUUUUGAUUCCUUAAAGAGGCUCAUUCAAGUUGAAGAGAUUCCAAUCGAAUCACCCAAAUUCGAGGCGACUUUUCGACAAUUUUACUCAACGGAAAUGGUGUUCUUCUCGACUGAAGAAGGCCCGAAACCGUAUGCGAAACUCUUCCAACGAGCGAUUAACAAGCAAAAGGUGGAAGUCUAUUGUGUGGCUGGCAUCGAGGUCGAGCCCCAGUGUUUCCAUGUUCGUCUUACCGUGUACAUUUUGGAUCGGAUU